AUGGCUUCAUCGGGGUCGGAGAUGAGAUCAUCUGUGCCGCCGUCUCUAGAAGAAUUAAGCACCAGAGGCGCCACCGCCUUCCUUCUUCCAUGGAUCCUCAGCAUGGCCACUGCCUCGUCUCAACAACCCCGCGAUGUUGUGGUGUUCAUAAACCAAGCCACAGGGGCUAUAACCAUGAUCGAAGGUUCCCUCGACGUCGAAGCGUUCCUCAGCGGCAUGCCCAGGAAGGAAGGGCCGUUGCCGGCGUCAAAAGCGUCUAUCGACUCCAUGCCGGUGGUGAAAAUAACGGACCUGGGUUCGGAGUGUCCGAUUUGCAUAACGGAGUUUGAGGUGAACGGGGAGGUCAAAGAGAUGCCGUGCAAGCACAAAUUCCAUUCGGGUUGUAUUGACAAGUGGUUGCGGGUCAGUGGGUCGUGCCCGGUUUGUCGGUACAAUAUGCCGGUCGAGGAGAAGAAAGAAACUAAUGGUGAAGAAGAGGAGGUGGAAACGAGAGAGGGACCGGGGAUGAGAAUUCACGUGUUUGUUGCACGUGGUGGCAACCAGAGGGAGGCGGGUUCGGAUAUGAGUGUCCGGUCCGGACACGAGAGCUCGGAGAGCAAUCCAGGAAGUGAGAAUAGAAACCGGUUGCAACCCGGAAACAUGGAUUUAGAUCAAUAG
This is a messenger RNA of Fraxinus pennsylvanica, 657 nucleotides long. The record is from the annotation of a GenBank genome assembly. Lineage: Eukaryota; Viridiplantae; Streptophyta; Magnoliopsida; Lamiales; Oleaceae.